Messenger RNA from Spodoptera litura, 4111 nucleotides. Its product is annotated as B-cell receptor CD22. NCBI's taxonomy places the organism in Eukaryota, Metazoa, Arthropoda, Insecta, Lepidoptera, Noctuidae. The record is from RefSeq and is a predicted model, not a curated record.
CGCGACGGGACGCACGCGUGUUCGCUGUGUGUAUCCGAACGUGGUUUACGAAAUUCGAACAUCGCGUUCGCAAUUCAAUUUAAAACCGUAAAAAAUAUUAUCUGUGUGAGGUUCUAUGUGUUUCCAAACAAUUAAUUUUUGUGUGGUUCUGUGAAAAUAAAUAUAUAUUUUAAUCGUUUUUUUUUAACGAAUGAAUGAAUUCUGUGUGUAUUUUUGAAUUCUGAAUAUAAAACUGUGUGAAUUAUUAGUGUGGUUUACCUUGGUUGGUGUGAAUUUUACAACAAAUCAACUUUCGUAGCAAGAGAAUAUCUGUGAUUGGUUACUGUAGACUAAUUACAAUUGCAGCAUCAGUGACCUAAGACCUAUUUGAAAUUGAUUUGUGAUCACAACGUGUAGGAGAAACCAGAUCACGACUAAUUUGUCAAUUCGGCAACUAUAUCGCCUUGUGAUAUUCUCUGCAAAUGAGUAGAUGUUCCCAAAGAUGACGUCAUAUAAAUCGUGACGACUGCGCAUGGCCAGCGCUUCCCUCGACCAAUGAGCGAGCAGCGCGGGAGCAUGGAUGGGCCGUAGAAUGCGCCUCACUCCGGCGCCGAUAUACAUAUUCCUUCUCAUCUGUACCGGUGGCUAUGCUUUUAUACCUGGCGUGGAUGGUCCCGUAUCCAACGUAGAGGCUCUGGAGGGAGGUGAUGUCACCCUGCUCUGCGACUCCACGCCUGACUCCUCCGACGACGAGUUCAUGAUCCUUGUGUGGUACAAGAAUAAUAUGCCCAUAUACAGCUUCGAAGUCCCGGACAAGCAAUGGUCGGAGCCAUCUUUCAACACGACCGCCAGACUUCGGGCAGACAUCAUCAGCCAGCCAACUUCUGUCACGAUAGCCUCGCUGUCAGAAGACGACCAGGCUAUGUACCACUGUAGGGUCGACUUCCGACUAUCACCCACCAGAAAUGUCGGCAUCAAUCUUACUGUUGUCGUUCUCCCAAGCCCUCCUUUCUUCAUGGAUGAGAUGAGCAACAAAGUGGUCGGCAGAGUGGGUCCUUACCAUGAUGGAGACACCUUAGUGCUGCGCUGUCUUGUCAUCGGAGGUCGUCCACCACCUCGCAUAAGCUGGUACUCCGGCGAAACGCUGGUGGAUGCUUCGGAUGGUGACAGUGAGAUCCCAGCAGUGCGGGAGAACGAGCUCUAUCUUCCUCUAACCAGGGACAAUGCUGCUGCCCUCUCCUGCAGAGCCUCGAACACGCAUCUAUCGCCACCUAUCGUAGCUAGCUUGGAGAUUGAACUGUAUUUACCAGCAUACAACGUGUCUAUCCACUGGGUGCGUGGUACUGUGGGUGAUGCCCUGCGCGCUGGCAGCAUUGCCCUCGCGCAGUGCACGGCGCGGGGCUCCUACCCACAGCCUGAGCUGUCCUGGUGGCUCGACCACAAGCAUCUCACACAUCAUAGCAAUCAGACGUGGUUCAAUUCAUCUCUGACAGCGAUAUCGUACCUAGAGCUGAGCCCAGCGGUCGGUGACAAUGGCGCUACCCUCGCUUGUGUCGCAACCAAUCCAGUAAUGGCGCCCAACCGGGGCUCCAAGGCCGAUGUCAUAACACUUAAUGUGACAUAUAGUCCAAUGGUAGACGUGAUAAAAUUGGGCGAUGGCAAUUUGAACGAUGUUGUGGAGUUGGAUUCUCUGCAAUUAGAGUGUGACGUCAGAGCGAACCCACCGGUUGAACAAUUUACAUGGUAUUUUAAUGAUUUAGAGAUAAGGCCUGGCAAUAUUUGGGGUGACGCGACAUCUUCACACCAGCUGUUGGUGGAGGAGACGACGCGUGCGCACGCUGGCCGGUACGCAUGCGCUGCGCGGAACGCUAUAGGAGAGACCAGAUCUGAGACCAUCGUUAUUACUGUUUUCUACCCACCAGAAUGUACGGGUUACGGCAUAAGACUUGUGAAAGAGACAGUACACUGCGUCGUCAAGGCGUUGCCAACUCCAGACACGUACUUCUGGCACUUACAACCUUCAGGCUUCGAAGUUCAGCACCUUACCACGGGGUCCCCUACAUUACCUUUGGAUCAGAUCACGGGACCCUUAGCAGAGACCUUGAGGGCCAGUUGUGAGGCCAGCAAUGGGAUUGCAUCGCAAGAGGAGCCCUGUGACAGGAUAUUUACCUUUGAGCACUUGAGGCCACCUCAGCCUCAGUUGUGCGAUAUCACUUAUGAGUUCGGGGAGUUCCAGAUGAGGUGUAUUCCAGUGGAAAACGCAACCUACUAUGAAGUCUCAGUAUGGAGGAUGUCGGAAAGUAACUCCACUUUAGUACUGGAGCGUCGCGCCAGUAUGGGUUUUGGUAGUGGACGAGCUUUAGCAGCUGGUGGGCCUGGGCUUAAUGCACCCAGCACCGCACUAGCUGGUGGCCUGGCUGUUCGAGCUGGUCUCGGUGCUGUCAGAAGAGGUGAUGAGGCUGGUGCAAGAGCCUGCAAUAGAUAUGGAUGCUCCGCUCCGCUGCUUCUCCGGCCUACAGAUACAUUGCUACAUGCUGCUGAUCCACCGUGGUGGCAUUUUUUCCUAGACAGAGACGUGGGUAUAUCACUGGGUGCCGUGGUAUUGGUGGCAGUGUUCCUAAUAUCCUCUGUGCUGGUGGUGCGGCUGGCUCGAAGGCCGCGCUCCAAGCCGCAGCCCGUCAUACAGGUGCUGCAGCUCGACGACGUAGCUAGAAACUAUCUGGAUAAUAUUGGAGAGCACAAAGUGCACGCAUCAUGCAGUUUACGGUCCUGCAGUAGCGGCUACUCGGAUGGGUCAGGUGACUCAGCGCCACCUGUCGAGCGGCGCCGCAAACCCGCCUGGGAUCAGCGCUGGGAACCUCCCCCUCCCGACGUCACCCUCACGUUACACAGAGAAAGCGCUGUUUGAACUACGACUGAUUUAAAACAUGGCUCCCGACUUGUAUCUUUCGACAAAGCAUUCAUUUUCCUUUUUUUGAGACAAUUUUUUGAGAUUUGUACAGUUAUGUCCGAUUUUUUUAACCUGUAUCCGUGACGAUGCGCAAAAUAAUUAUGUAUAUAAAUUGACGAAUUACUGGUCUAAAAUUCUUGAGGACAACGAAUUGUUGAAAAACCGUGAAGCUCAAAUUUUGAUUUUGUAUUGUUUAGGGAAAAUGAAUUACAUUCUAAUGCCUAUAACUGGCAGGUUUCAUUUUGCAUCUGUAUAAAAGGGCGCGAAAUCAUUUGACAGUUGACAGUUGCAAAGAAUGCAAGGCACUGAUUGGCGCUCGAUGGUCUAAGCUCGUAAAACAAGCUUAGAAAUCUUUUUAUGAUUAAAUCAAUGGAAAUCUAUACGUGUUGUUGUACUUAACAAGUAAAUGUAAUAUUGUAUAUUAUUCAAAGAAUAAAAUUGACCCCAAACUGUUAAAAAAUAAGGUCUAAAAUAUGUGUCGUUAAAGUUACAACUGUCUAAAGUUUAUUUUAAUUCUAUCAAAAUCCUCCUGUCUAUGAAACUAAAUAGGUAGCCAAAUAGUAAGAAAUAGAUUGAAUUGCUGUGUUCUUUACAUUUUAACCAUAAAUCAGAAGGAAAUAUGUAAACCCUAUCAUUUGUAUGUACAGUUUUAAGUUCUUUAAAAAAUGUGUCAAAAUCCUGGUCGUUGUACAAUUUUUGUAACUUUUUAUUAUCCCAUUAAACUUGUUUCAAAUGAUUAGACCGCUUUGCAAUAAAAAUAGUUAGCUUUUUGAAUUCAGACCAUUUAUCUUUUAUCACUGAUAAAUCGAAGAAAACUAUUGCUAUUAUAAACCUGCAUCUACUCUAAGAACUUAAUUUCUUUUUAGAUUCACGCAGUGAGUCCUAAUCAUUUGAUACAAAAACCAAGCAUCUAAAUAAAUUAUUUACGAAAAUUGACAAUUUGUAAUACAUUUGAUGCAUAAAAUAAUUCCUUCGGCCUUGUGAAAGAAGAUGUCUUUAAAAAUAGUUUACAAAUGCAUUUAUUUAUAUACAUAUUUAUGUUUAUGAAUUUUGCUUCGAAGUAAACUUGUUGAAUGAAAAAUCCAUCACAUUUAUAAUCUGUGCCAUGUUACUCCAACGAAAAAAAAAACAGGCUUUAAAUUAUUAAGUAUAUUUGUUUAUUACAAGCUUAUAUUUAGAAUA